UUGAUGCUGUCAUGUUUGGAGGGUCUUCUAGUGGAAAGGGUUUAGGCCGUGCGAGCGGAAAGGGGGCAAGGAAGGGUCCUCACAUUGUGUGGGACGGACCUAUUGGUCCAAACUUCUUUGGGGAAGCUGUAUAUGAGUUUCUAGUUGAGUGCAAAUCUGAGUUCAGCAACAACAUCCCGCUGAGGGGAUACAAUAAUCGCAAAGAAGAGUGGCCAAAAUGUUCGCAUGGUGAGGACUGCAUAGUGCAGAUGAUGACCGAGGGGAUGGAUGAAGGUCGUCACUUCUUCAGAUGCCCGCGAGCAUGGUCUUCCGAGGCUCCGGAAGGCUACAAGUUCGCUAGAUGGGUCGAUCCUCCUCCUUUUCAUCCGCAUGUGGAGUACAUCUACUAUCUUCAGAAUUGUAUCUUCGAUCUAGAAAGGGAAGUGAGCGCCGGUAAUGUGGAAGAUGAUAUCAACACCGAUGAUACCAAUUCACAGGAGGUACUCUGCACUGAUUCCUAUUGCAAGUGCCCAUAUCACAAGAAUAAGGGUCCUACACCUCCUCCUCCUCCUCCCCCGCCGCCGCCACCAAGCAUGGGAGGAUACUAUGGAGAAGGCGCAACUCAGUUUUCUAUGUGGGGACACUACUAAGUCCAUUGCCACUUCCUGUAAUGUUGUGUGAUGGCGUGAUUUAAAUUCCCUAAGGCAUGUUAAGUUUAGUUAUGGCACUAGUGCCAUUACAUGCCACUGCAACUGUUCUGUGAUGGCGUGAUUUCAAUUCCCUAAGGCAUGUUAGGUUUAGUUAUGAAACAUGUGCAAUUACAUGCCACUGCAACUGUUGUGUGAUGACAAUUUGUGCAACGUCCAUUCCUGCUUUUAGUAGUAUUAGCUCGUUUGACUUUC
This is a messenger RNA of Panicum virgatum (switchgrass), 881 nucleotides long. RefSeq lists its product as uncharacterized. The record is from RefSeq and is a predicted model, not a curated record. Lineage: Eukaryota; Viridiplantae; Streptophyta; Magnoliopsida; Poales; Poaceae. The transcript has 2 exons. The coding region runs from base 12 to 629 and encodes 205 amino acids. Gene Ontology annotation, molecular function: zinc ion binding.